Aspergillus bombycis is the source of this 768-nucleotide messenger RNA. RefSeq names its product mitochondrial 54S ribosomal protein mL57. Bases 1 to 768 code for a protein of 255 amino acids. Gene Ontology annotation, molecular function: ribonuclease III activity; structural constituent of ribosome. Gene Ontology annotation, biological process: mitochondrial translation; RNA processing. The record is from RefSeq and is a predicted model, not a curated record. The transcript is spliced from 3 exons. Gene Ontology annotation, cellular component: mitochondrial large ribosomal subunit. Lineage: Eukaryota; Fungi; Ascomycota; Eurotiomycetes; Eurotiales; Aspergillaceae.
AUGGCUUCAAUGCUACCAACUCGAGCGGCCAGGACCAUCGCCUGUUCCGCAUGCCGCACUAUCGUUUGUCCUAGCACGAUUGGAUCCGCCUCCCUCCUCCGGCGUGGUCUGUCGACAUCUACCGAGCAGACACCAGUCGAUUAUACAGACAAGCCCCGAUGGUCCUAUACUCCGCCUCGUGCAAAAGCUCCCUUCAGCUUGCGAUUGAAUACUAAGCGGCGUGAAUACCCCGUGAACGCCGAUCCGAAGGUCCUUGAUGAAUUCUACAUCCGCAUGCUGGGCAAUGAUGGUGACAAGCUCCUUUCGGACGAAAUCAAGUGGCUUGCUGUGACGCACAAGAGUUUCGAUCAGGGUCGGAGAGGGUUUAACGACCGUCUGGCUUUCUUAGGACGACGGAUCGUUGAGCUACAGGCUUCUUUGGCCAUGGUGCAGAGCCCCGGAAGUGCGGCAUCCACUGCUGCCCCCGAUGCGUUUGACCGUGCGCCCUUUACGCACCCGGCAUUGGAUGGCCUGGAGAACCUCACCCGCCGCAAGAAUUUCUUGAUAGGCAAAGCACAGAUUGCGGAGGUUGCGCAGAAGUAUGAGCUGCAGAAGGUCCUGAGAUGGAGUCCUCGGAAGCCCAACAAUCUUGCUAGUUCCGGAGUCGAACUUGUUCUUGCCCAUACAAUGUAUGCGAUCGUCGGUGCCAUUUCCCUUGAGAAGGGCGGUCUCGUUGCCAACAAGGUGACACGCGAGCGGAUAUUAGAACCUUUGGGAUUCAAGGCUUAA